AUGUCGACCUUCACCGACGAAUACCGAAGGAAACACAUCGAGGAGCCCAAACUCGAGCAUUUGACCGACGAGACUCUGGAGAAUCCGCCAAAGCAACGAACGGUCCAGCAGCAAAAKAAACAGGACAAUCUGCUUGCCAAAGAGAAGCGAGAACUCGGCCUUGAAUCUGCUCGAUCGCGCUCCUCAUCACGCCGUGACCGCCGGAAGAGAAUUAAGGAGAUGAUCAACGACGGCAAAUUCUUAAAGACCACUUCCCUAGAGGCGUUGGAGGAAGCAGAUGCCAAUGGUGAUCUCAAUCAGAUGCGACCUUUCGAGCGAAUAGGUCCCGAUAGCACCUCUAUGGAUGGACCGGUCACGCAUGCCCGCGCAAUGAGAGGAGAGAUUCCCGUCCGAGGGUCGAAUCCGGACCAGCCCUACUACAUGAAGCCAGAGGAGCAGUCAGGAGGCGGUGCGCUCAAAGAUACCGAAGGGCUCAAGCUGACCCUCGAGGCAAAUCUUGAGAUUGAGAUUGAGUUGAAGGCCAGCAUCCGAGGUGAUCUGACACUGUCACUCUUCCAGUGA
Ramularia collo-cygni is the source of this 561-nucleotide messenger RNA. RefSeq lists its product as uncharacterized. The record is from RefSeq and is a predicted model, not a curated record. NCBI's taxonomy places the organism in Eukaryota, Fungi, Ascomycota, Dothideomycetes, Mycosphaerellales, Mycosphaerellaceae. The coding region runs from base 1 to 561 and encodes 186 amino acids. The transcript is spliced from 3 exons.